Molecule: messenger RNA, 6319 nt
Organism: Rhea pennata
Lineage: Eukaryota; Metazoa; Chordata; Aves; Rheiformes; Rheidae
Gene: FUBP1
Product: far upstream element binding protein 1
Exons: 21
Coding region: 98-2098 (666 amino acids)
Biological process (GO): regulation of DNA-templated transcription
Cellular component (GO): nucleus; cytoplasm
Molecular function (GO): mRNA binding
Source: RefSeq, a predicted model, not a curated record
CGAUGCCGCGCAGGAAUGUGAAAGGCUCCCGCCCGCCGCCAUUUUCUUUCUUUCUUGGCAGGCAGCGAGUGGGGCAGGAAGCGGCGGCUGAGCGAGCAUGGCGGACUAUUCCACGGUGCCCCCUCCUGCUUCGGGCGCGCCCGGGGGAGGCGGCGGCGGAGGUGGAGGAGUGAACGAUGCCUUUAAAGACGCGCUGCAGCGGGCUAGGCAGAUUGCAGCAAAAAUUGGAGGAGAUGCUGGCACAUCAAUGAAUUCAAAUGACUACAGUUACGGAGGACAAAAAAGACCUCUUGAGGAUGGAGAUGGCUCUUGGACAAGUCCGAGCAGUACAACACACUGGGAGGGAAUGCCCUCUCCUUUUAAAGAUCAACCAGAUGCUAAGAAAGUUGCUCCUCAGAAUGACUCUUUUGGAAAUCAACUACCACCAAUGCAUCAACAGCAAAGGUCUGUGAUGACAGAAGAGUACAAAGUUCCAGAUGGAAUGGUUGGAUUCAUAAUUGGCAGAGGUGGAGAGCAGAUCUCACGCAUACAGCAGGAGUCUGGCUGUAAAAUACAGAUUGCGCCUGAUAGUGGAGGCCUGCCUGAAAGAUCUUGUAUGCUAACUGGAACACCAGAGUCUGUUCAGUCAGCAAAAAGAUUACUCGAUCAGAUAGUUGAAAAGGGAAGACCUGCACCCGGCUUUCAUCAUGGUGAUGGACCUGGAAAUGCAGUCCAAGAAAUUAUGAUUCCAGCCAGUAAAGCAGGAUUAGUUAUUGGAAAGGGUGGAGAGACGAUUAAACAAUUACAGGAGCGAGCAGGUGUCAAAAUGGUCAUGAUUCAAGAUGGUCCACAGAACACUGGUGCAGACAAGCCCCUUAGGAUAACUGGAGAUCCUUAUAAAGUUCAACAAGCCAAGGAAAUGGUGCUGGAGUUAAUUCGUGAUCAAGGUGGCUUUAGAGAGGUGCGCAACGAAUAUGGGUCAAGAAUAGGAGGAAAUGAAGGGAUAGACGUUCCAAUACCACGGUUUGCUGUAGGUAUUGUGAUUGGAAGAAAUGGAGAGAUGAUAAAAAAGAUACAGAAUGAUGCUGGUGUUAGGAUCCAAUUUAAGCCAGAUGAUGGAACAACUCCAGAUAGAAUAGCCCAGAUUACAGGGCCUCCAGACAGAUGUCAACAUGCUGCAGAAAUUAUUACAGAUCUCCUUCGAAGUGUUCAGGCUGGUAACCCUGGUGGACCAGGACCUGGUGGUCGAGGAAGGGGUAGAGGUCAAGGCAACUGGAACAUGGGGCCUCCUGGUGGAUUACAGGAAUUCAAUUUCAUUGUUCCCACUGGCAAAACUGGAUUAAUCAUUGGCAAAGGUGGUGAAACUAUCAAAAGUAUAAGCCAGCAAUCUGGUGCCAGAAUAGAACUUCAGAGAAAUCCUCCACCUAAUGCAGAUCCAAACAUGAAGAUGUUUACUAUCCGUGGAACACCACAGCAAAUAGAUUACGCACGACAACUUAUAGAAGAAAAGAUUGGAGGUCCAGUUAAUCCACUGGGUCCACCAGUUCCUCAUGGACCCCAUGGUGUUGUUCCUGGGCCACACGGACCUCCUGGUCCCCCAGGUCCUGGUGCUCCUAUGGGACCGUAUAACCCUGCUCCUUACAAUCCGGGGCCUCCUGGUCCUGCCCCUCAUGGUCCUCCAGCCCCAUAUGCUCCACAAGGAUGGGGAAAUGCUUAUCCACACUGGCAGCCACCAAAUCCACCAGAUCCAGGUAAGCCAGGAACAGAUCCCAAUUCAGCUGCGUGGGCAGCUUACUAUGCUCACUACUAUCAACAACAAGCACAGCCACCACCUGCAGCCCCUCCUGGUGGACCAGCUACAACCCAAACUAAUGGACAAGGAGAUCAGCCAAAUCCAGCACCAGCAGGGCAGGUUGACUAUACCAAGGCAUGGGAAGAGUACUACAAAAAAAUGGGUCAAGCAGUUCCUGCGCCUGCUGGGGCUCCGCCAGGUGGUCAACCAGAUUAUAGUGCAGCAUGGGCUGAGUACUACAGACAACAGGCAGCAUAUUACGCCCAGACGAGCCCACAGGGAAUGCCACAGCAUCCUCCAGCACCACAGACAUUUAAUCAUCAGUGAAGAAAGGGAAGUGAGAUAUGCCAAUCUUUUCACUGUGGCUUGUCUCCAGUAGAAACUAUCUGCUAAGAAAAGCCUGUGAUUUGCAAACUGCAAUCAAGAAUAAAAGAAAGAAUCAUCCUUAGAAAACAUCUCAGAUUUUUUAUUUGUUAAUGGAGGAAAUUGACUGUGAACUGCUGAGGUAUUGAUAUUCUAGAUUUCUGCAUACUGCAAGCAGCCAUGGGACUGGUGUGUUGGGCAUACAGUUAAGGGAAUUACAGAAACCAUAUAUUUGAAAUUCAUAGGGGGAGAAGAAGGCAUUAAAAGAAUUGAACUGCUGAAGUGUUCCUUUAAGAAAACUUUUAACUUCAAACUGUGACAACCACUGAUAUCAGCUGAAACUGCAUAAUAUAAAAAGACAGGAGGAGGGGGUCUUGAUUUUGUUUUUUAUAUACAGAAUUCAUAAAUUCAGCUUUGAUUCUUCUGUAUUGGUAAAUAAAUACAUAUACAUGAGGGUAGGAGAUAGGAACAAAACUUCUAGUUAGAAUUCUGAAAUUAUUUCUCCUUCUUUUUCUUCCAUCCUCUUUACUAAAACCCCUUCUUCCUGCUUCCGUUCUCCCCCUCACCCCAAAGGGCAAAGAAAGAAAAAAUGGAUUAUUAAUAUAAUAUCAAAGUUAUUGGUUUGGAGAGGUUAAGUGGUUUACCAAACAAGAAAGAACUAUAACUAUAAAAUAAAAAUUUCACACCUACCUAAACAUAUAUAUCCCUCCCAAUUUGCAUCUGUUAAGUGUCUGUGUUUCAGCUUUCUGAGGGUAGGAUUUUUUUUUAUUAUUAUUUCUGUUUGUUUCUUAGAAUACUAAAUUUUGGUUAAUGCUAUUGUAAUAUAUGGCCAUCUUGAGCGUGUUCUUGAGCUGUUUGUCCAGAAAUGUUCACUCAUAAUUAAGCUAGUCUUUUGAAAGUUAAAACUGAACAAAUUCCUAGAAGUAGCAUCUUUAAAGAUUUCAUGAGACAUGGAAAUCCAAAAUUCACUCUUUCUUGUAUGUGAAAGAACAAAGUCAUAAUGAUUAGGACUGUUCAGGGAAAAGGCAUUUAAAUAUAGAACGUCCAAAGAAUGUUUUUGGAAAUAGAUUAGUUCUGUUUUUCCUUAUUUCAUCGUAUUCUUUCUGGUAUAUCUUAUGCUAAUAUUAAUACUAAGUACAUGAUUUAUCUAGUAUGAUUAUAGACCAAACUUUAGGUCAACUAUAAAUCUACCUUCCUAUAGUAAGUCUGGCUUAUGAUAAAGAACAUAUGGAGGCAGUUUUACAUGUAAUGCAAAACAAGAUGAGUUCCAUUUCUGAUAAUCUGGGGCUUAAUCUAGUAAUUUCUACAAUGCAGUUACCCAUACCAUUGCAUAGAAAAGAGCUGACAUGUCUGUCUUCCUAUUUUUGUAAGAGGAAAGUUUUAAUGAUACAUUUAUGUAUAAAAUAAAUAUAGGAAUAAGAAGUAGCAUUCCAUUACUACAGAAUGUUUUCACCAUAAACAAGUUACUGAAACAUCUGAAGUACUAUUUAAGAGCAAAACAGACAACCGAUUUUCUUCUGCAGAACCUAUAUUUUAAUACUAUAACAUGUAUAUGUUAAAACUGGUAAGAUUGUUGGCAAAUUUAAAAAUAUAAGCUUCCUGUUUUUACUAGAAGAUAGUCUAAUGAAUUGUGCCAGGAUGGUUACUAAAUUAUAAGUAAGGUCAAAAACAUGCACUUUAAAAUUAGUGAUGAUACAAUUUUCAAACUCCAUGACGGACUGAAAUAAGAAUUAAUAAUAAGAAUAAUCAGAUAGAGGAAAGAAUGUGAAGGUAUAUACUAUGUGAAAUUCUUUAACAUGAACAAAACGACUAUUUACCAUUUGCUGCCUAGCUUCUUCAAAGGCACGUUUUUCCUCUUCUAAGCGCUGUCUUGCUUCUUCCUCUGCUUGCCGCCUUUGAUUUUCCUGUCUUUGUCUUUCAAGUUCUUCAAAUGUUACUUUCAGCUUACCAGGAGAAAGAGGCUCCUGUGUUUCAUUAUCUGUGUUUUCACUCUGUGUAAGAAAAAUAAAAUAGUUAUAUUUUAAAUAGUAGAUCUUUAUUUCUUAGGAAUUUUUAGAUGAGUGGUUUACCAUGACAAAUGAAAGGCACUUGGCUUCUUUAAAAGAUUGUUUGUGUUUCUCAUAUUUUAGCUUCUUUUCUUCAUCCUCUCUCUGUGUUUGUUCUGCUCUUUCUUUUCUUGUGUUCUCAAAGUUUAUUUUCAUCUUUCCAGGUGUUUUGGUGGGUUUUACAGGCACUACUGUAACUAGCAGUGAAUCAUCCCCUUCCUGUCCAAAAACAUAUAUAAUUUAUGAUAUUCUGAUAAUGCUUGACUUCUAGACAGACUCACUUCUUAUGAAAUUGCCAUUUUUACCUGUGUGUACCAAAGCUUCCAACAGAAUUACUUGUAUUGAAUAUUAAUGACAAGAAUAAAACUCAUCAGCCUGUGACAGUCACUAGUUUUCUUGUAAUAUCUGAAGAACAUCAAGAACGAGUUGUAUUUUAAACAUGACUGCUAGCAAACUAACUUCUGUACAUAUUUUCAUUAAAUGAUAUUAAUAAAUAUUUGUGGCUUGGAGAAGUGAAAUUUUGAAUAUGUAACAACUGUAUCUAUACUCCACUUCCAGUCUUGUACAUAUUAUGUAAGGGAUAUCCUGUGUUGGAAUAAGCUUAUUCUAGAGAGAACUGUGUAAUUUGUCAAACUAACUUGUGUUUGAAGCAUUCUGCUGCUUCAAAAUUAUUUUCAUAGCUUUUUUUCCUCAAAAUUGCAGUAGAAACAGAAUUUUCUUGUGUUAGUAAAAGAUGACAGGACCCUUGGGCCUAGCGUUUUUUUGAAAUAAAACACGUAUUUGCAAGACUUAAAAUCCAAACCUUUAUGUUGAAUUAAUUUUUAAUAAAAAGAAGGGGAAAAAUUUGACCAAACAGUUGACUAAGGUGUUCAAACUUCUGCAUAUUGACAAAAUCCUCUUUUGUUUCAAGCUUAAGGCAAAGAGCUUUAAAAUAAUAUUUUUCAAAGCUAGAACAUUUAAAGAACCAUUACCAGUAGGCCUCAAAUCAUUCUGAUGGCUCUGAAUAUUUAAGUUUUAGAUGUCUAACUCUCCUGACCACACAUUAUUCACACUUUAGACUCUAUUUCAAACUUAAACUGACUUCAAACACACUUCUGUAUGCUUUAAAAAGUUCUUAGCUGCUUGACUGAACAUUAAAAAUUUGUGCUCUUUUUUCCCAGCCCAUGUUAUCAUAAUAAAACAAAGUGAAUAAAAAUGUAGGCGAGUGUUUCUUUAAAAAAAUCUGAUUACCUCUGCUCCUGAUUCAGUUCCCGUAUUGUUUAAGUCAUCAAUCUAUUAAAUGAGAAUUUCAUAUGAUUACAUUACUUUGGCUCUUUGCCUUAGAUUUGCAAACAUAAAACUGGAAAUUCUUUUUGUAUCAGUGAUACAUAUGUAGAAGUUACAUUCACAAGAGAUUUUAAUGAUUGAACCUUUGCAUUAUGUUGGAACACUUCAGCUAGAUUAGCUAUUGGGAGGACAGCAGGAGGACAUGACACCAAAACAUCAUACUGGAAAGCACCCCUAAGCACACUUAGCAUUUUGAUGAUAAACUGAGAAAAGUCCUUUAGAUGUCUGUUUUUCAUGCGAACAUUCCAUAAUUAUGUAAAAAGUUAAAGCAAACUCAUUAUUUCUGAUCCAAGUGGCAUUGUCUGUCUUUGACUCAACUCUCUGCAAAAAGCCGAUUUGUACAUUUUUUCAUAUUGGUGUCUCUAUAUAAACAGUUGCUUUCUAAAUCAAUGCCCUUCAUAAAUUUCUACAUGUUAAGUAUUUCUGUCUUUCAAAGUAGAUUAAAUUUAUACAAGACACAUUUCCUCUUAAAAGUACAGUUUUAACCAUGUUAAAAGUCUUAGUGGAAAAUAUUAUUUAAGUCCUUGUUCAAAAAUGACUCCUCUUAAAACAAAAACAAACCUAGAUUAAGUACUGCUAUAUUUUGUAAAAUUUGCUUAUGUUCUGGUCUGUCAUUAGAUGUUUAUUCUCACUACAGAACUUGCAACAUUGAAGAAAAUUACAGAAGGAAUUAAAUACGAUACCCAACUACAGAAUUCUACAAAGAUAACGUGCUUCGUUAGCAUCAAUGAAAGUGGGAACCUGUUCACAUACGUAUGUAAUGAUUCCUAAAGUAAUAAAAGAAUAAAACAUGAUCAUAGUGAUUUUAACUGAA